Molecule: messenger RNA, 788 nt
Organism: Mangifera indica (mango)
Lineage: Eukaryota; Viridiplantae; Streptophyta; Magnoliopsida; Sapindales; Anacardiaceae
Product: 60S ribosomal protein L31-like
Exons: 3
Coding region: 186-548 (120 amino acids)
Biological process (GO): cytoplasmic translation
Cellular component (GO): cytosolic large ribosomal subunit; ribosome
Molecular function (GO): structural constituent of ribosome
Source: RefSeq, a predicted model, not a curated record
GGCCCAAAGUUAGCUCAGCCCAACUAAAAUAUGACUAUAGAGACUUAUUAGGGUAUGCGAACUAGGGUUUUGUCAUUCGUUUCUAGUUCAGCUCUCGUUUCAACAUUUUCCUUUCUCUCAUUUUUGAGUUACUUCAACUCCCAGUCUAAGGUACGUGCAGUUGAAGAGAGGGAAAGAGAGCGAAAAUGGUGGAGAAGGUCAAAGGAAGAAAAGAGGAGGUGGUGACCAGAGAGUACACCAUCAAUCUUCACAAGCGCUUACAUGGCUGCACAUUUAAGAAGAAGGCGCCAAAGGCCAUUAAGGAGAUUAGGAAAUUUGCAGAGAAAGCCAUGGGGACUAAGGAUGUGAGGGUUGAUGUGAAGCUAAACAAGCAUAUUUGGAGCAGGGGUAUCCGAAGUGUUCCAAGGAGGAUUAGGGUUCGCAUUGCCCGCAACAGGAAUGAUGAUGAGGAUGCUAAGGAAGAGCUUUACUCUCUUGUAACUGUUGCAGAAAUCCCAGGAGAAGGAUUGAAGGGACUUGGCACCAAGGUCAUCGAAGAUGAUGAAUGAAUCAUCGAUCUCUAUUUUCAAGGGCAGGAUAGGUUUACAUGAGAUUUUAGCAGUUGUUUUAAGUGUUAUGAGAAAGACUAGUGUAUUUCAUUAUCUGGUUAAUUUCUGUUUAGAUUUUUUCGACCUCGCUGCUACUUUGGGUUUUACUGAACACAGUAACUUUGGAGUCCUACCUUGUCAUUACCUAUGGGCCACCUGUUAUUUAUCAGGACUUAAUAUAUGAGUUUUUCUUACUGCCCA